GGCAGAGCACCAUGGCGCACUCUACGCAAAAAUAUGCCGUGAACGUACACGGGAUGGACCCUCAGCAUCUCAUUGACGAGCUGACGCGGAGUAGGGUGUUCCGGACGAGGUACUACGUGUCCGAGUGUGUGGCGCUCGACGCCCGCUCGCUGCUCGACAAGGCUAUUUGUCUCAAGUAUGCCGGCGGGACAUACGGCUCGCAUGGUCGGCCCACGCCGUUUAUAUGUCUGCUGCUCAAGAUGUUGCAAGUCCAGCCGGCAAUCGAGGCUGUUCAGGCUAUGAUCGCUAAUAGCGAGUUCAAGUACCUUCGCCUCCUCGCUGCCAUGUACCUCCGACUCGUCGCGAGUCCGACCAUCAUCUACGCUGCUCUCGAGCCGGUGCUUGACGACUAUCGCUCGCUGAGAGUGCGUCAGACAGGCGGUAUGGUCCGCAUGCACAUGGACGAGCUCAUCGAGCGCCUUCUGGUCGCCACAGAGCUGUUUGGCGUCAUCCUCCCACGCAUGCCGCCCCGCAUUGUUCUCGAGGAAAAUGGCCUGGUCGGGCCGUAUCACUCGGCCCUGAUGGACUUGCCCCAGGAUGCUGUGCCGAUGGAUGACGGGCUGCGAGUGCUAGCUCCAGAGCCGACACCGGCUCCGGAGCUGCCGUCGAUCGACGACGAGGAGGCGCGUCGCGCUGCGCGUGCCGCCAAGCGGGCGGCGCGCCGGGCACGCCGCGGCAGCUCGGACUCGGACUCGGACUCGGAUUCCGAGUCGGACUCGGACUCGGAGGUCGGCUGGGCGGCUGUCCUUGACACGCCCAAAGACGGCGAGCAAUCCGAGGACGAGCCGGGCGUGGCGUCGGCGCGCAAGCGGCAGAAGCUCCUCGCCGAUCACCGGGCACACAUCGUUGCCACUGCACACGCCCAGCCCACCCAGGCGGCGACUCCAGGCGAUCCGCAUGCCCGGCGCGGUGCGUUUGACGACAUUGUCAUCGAUGAUAGCCUCGUUGUGCCGCGUGGCGGCGAUGGUGCGCAAAAGUACGGCCUCAAGCCGCUGCGACCGUAA
Thecamonas trahens ATCC 50062 is the source of this 1043-nucleotide messenger RNA. Its product is annotated as PRP38 pre-mRNA processing factor 38 domain containing A. NCBI's taxonomy places the organism in Eukaryota, Apusomonadida, Apusomonadidae. The transcript has 2 exons. The coding region runs from base 12 to 1043 and encodes 343 amino acids. Gene Ontology annotation, cellular component: precatalytic spliceosome. The record is from RefSeq and is a predicted model, not a curated record.